AUGUUGCGAAAGGGGGAGUGGGUGUGGGUAGACUCAGACAUCGGGGUACCCAUUGGAGCCAGGGUCAAAGUGACACCAUCUGGUCAGAGGUUACUGGUGGACGAUGAUGGGAAGGAGCAGAGUCUGUCUAAGGAGCAGGAAGCCUCUCUCAGGAUCAUGCACCCUACGUCAGUGGAGGGUGUGGAGGACAUGAUCAAACUGGGGGACAUGAAUGAGGCCGGACUCCUGCGAAACCUGCUGCUCAGACACAAACAAGGACUCAUCUAUACCUACACAGGCUCAGUGCUGGUGGCAGUGAACCCAUACCAGGAUUUUCCAAUGUAUUCAUCUGACCAGGUGAAGUUGUACCAAGGUCGAAAACUUGGGGAACUCCCGCCGCACAUCUUUGCCAUCGCUGAAUCCUGCUACUUUAACAUGAGGCGUCAUCACAAUAACCAGUGCUGCAUCAUCAGCGGGGAGUCCGGAGCAGGGAAAACAGAGAGCACGAAGCUGAUCCUGCAGUACUUGGCAGCAGUCAGCGGGGAGCUCUCUGAGCAACAGAUUGAACAGCAGCUCCUGGAGUCAAACCCAAUACUGGAAGCUUUUGGAAAUGCUAAAACAAUCCGCAAUGACAACUCCAGUCGCUUUGGGAAAUACUUGGAGAUCUUCUUCAAUAAGCACGGGGUGAUUGAAGGUGCUCGUGUGGAACAGUAUCUUCUGGAAAAGUCUCGCGUGUGUCAUCAGGCACUGCAGGAGAGAAACUACCACAUAUUUUACUGCAUGCUGGCAGGAAUAACAUCACAGGAGAAGAAAACUCUGAGCCUCCGAGAUGCAAAGGAGUAUAGAUUCCUCACUAAGGGUGACUGCAUCUUGUGUGAGGGCAGGGAUGAUGUCAAAGACUACGGCCGUAUUCGUUCUGCCAUGAAAAUCCUGACCUUCUCAGACAGCCAGUGUGAGGAAAUCCUCCAGCUGCUGGCCGCCAUAUUACACCUGGGAAACGUCUCCUUCGAGGCCACCACACAAAACAACUUGGAGACCAGUGAUGUCAGCAAGUCAGAACAUUUCAGCAUGGCAGCAUUGCUACUAAAGGUCCAGAAGUCUUCCCUGGCGAAGAGUUUGACCCACCGUUCGUUUAUGACCAACAAAGAGAGGAUUACUAAACCCCUGAGCCCCGAGCAGGCCUCUGACUGUAGAGACGCCUUUGUCAAGGCAAUCUAUGAUAAGCUGUUCAUAUGGAUCGUUGGGAAAAUCAACAGUGUCAUCUAUAAGAAGUUGACCAACACCCCUAAAUCCAGCUAUCUGUCCAUCGGCUUGCUUGACAUCUUCGGCUUUGAGAAUUUCCACACAAACAGUUUUGAGCAGCUGUGCAUUAAUUUUGCCAAUGAGAAGCUGCAACAGUUCUUUGUGCGACACAUCUUCAAGCUGGAGCAGGAGGAGUACCUGAAAGAGGACAUUGUAUGGAAUAACAUCAAAUUUAGUGACAACCAGAACAUCCUGGACCUUCUGGCUGGGAAAACCUGUAACCUGCUGGCACUGAUUGAUGAGGAGAGCCACUUUCCAAAGGGCUCGGAUGUGACUUUGCUGAACAAGAUGAACCAGCAACACAGUGGAAACAAGAACUACCUGGCCUCAAGAAGUGAACAUGACACAGACUUUGGGAUUUGCCACUUUGCAGGCGUGGUUUACUACAACUCCAAAGGUUUCCUGGAAAAGAACCGAGAUGCAGUGAGUUUUGACAUAAUCAAGACUGUUGACAUGUCCACUAACAAACUGCUUCGUCAGAUAUUUGAAAAUGAGCUUUCAAACAAUCCAGUGAAGAUGGCAAACAACAAGAGGGUCAUGAUAACACCUAAGAGCUCUCUACGGGCACAGACCAACAACCGUAAACAAGUGCCAACGCUGAGCGGUCAGUUCCGUCAGUCUCUGGACUCCCUCAUGAAGGCUCUGUCCGUCUGCCAGCCUUUCUUCAUCCGCUGCUUCAAACCCAACAACGACAAGCAGUCUGAAGUGUUUGACCGAGAGCUGUGUAUGCGUCAGCUGAGAUACUCUGGCAUGAUGGACACCAUCCGCAUCCGUAAACUUGGAUACCCAAUUCGUCACACCUUUGUGGAAUUCCUGAGGCGUUACAGGGUGCUCCUGAAGACGACCGUCUGUGACCCCAGAACUGAGACAGCUGCUGCCUGUUGUGAAGCCAUCUGCAAGACAGUGAUUAAAGGAGAGGACGAGUGGAAACUAGGCAGGACCAAGAUUUUCCUGAAGGAUGCCCACGAUGCAGUCCUGGAACAAGCGAGGGAACAAGAGCUCAGCCGGGUGGCGGUGGUGAUCCAGAGGGUAAUGCUGGGAUACAAAGACAGAAAGUCUUUUCUGAAGAAGCGAAGGGCAGCCGUGGUGUUGCAGCAGCACUGGAGAGCUUUCAGAGCAUAUAAAAAGCUCAAGCAUGGCUGUGAACGGCUGGUGUCAAAGGUCCGUGGUCGGAAGCUCCAGUCACAUUACCAAAGACAGCGGGCAGCAGCACUCACCAUACAGACGCAGGUACGAGGCUACUGGGCAAGAAAGGAAAGCAAGCAAAAGAGAGAGGCAAUCGUGCUGUUGCAGGCUUGCACUAAAGGACUUCUGGCCAGAAGGGCAGCUGUAAAAAGGAGAAAUGAUGCCUUAGCUUUAUGCCUGGAGGAACAGAACCAUGACCAAAUAGCUUUUGAGCUUCAGCAACGACUAGAAGAAGUUAUUGCCCACGCACAGCAAGCUGAUGAGGAACCUGAGCCAAUCACUGAACAGGAUUCAGAGACGAACUCGUGCAAUCUCGAGCCUGCACCUUUUCUAGAAGUAGUGGAACAAAAAACAUCUGAAUCAGACGACUUUGAGAAGAUACAGAGCACCUCAGUUGAUACCUCAGAGCUGGACUCGGAAAUCAUCGCUCCAGCCUUGGCAUCAGCAACUUCUAGCUUGUCGCUGGAAGAGGAAGAUGACGAGUUUGAUGAUGACGGCGAUGAGUUUUCAUUCUACAAGUUCAGCACCCUUCACUUCCAGGGCAACGCUACCCACACGCACAUCACCCAGAGACUCCAGCAUUCUCUUCUGCCCCAUGAUGAUGAGGGUGAUGCACUGGCCUGUCUGACUGUAUGGUGGAUUAUUUUGCGGUUUAUGGGGGACAUACCAGAACCAAAAUCUGUGGCAGUGUCUGAAGUGUCCAGCAACAGCUCACGUCAUCUACCUCAAAGGCAGGGCAGGAGGCUGAGCCACCUGGUGGGACUGGACGAGAAAAUGAGGAAGAACAAGAAAAAACUUGGUGGCAACAGAAGAGCCUCUGCUAUUCCUGAGGAGGUCAGCACUUAUGUCAUUCAAUUAUUAUUUCUGUGUUGCAUAAUGUGUACAGCUGAUGAGGAUUCUUGUUGUUUUCAUUUCAACCAGCCAGAGAAUGUGACAGAAGAUGGGGACAUCAUGAUAGGAGAAGGUCCAAUGCUGGAUCGGCCGAUGUCAUCCCUGGAAAAACUGCACAUUAUCACUGGCUAUGCUCUGUCAAGACAGGACAUACGGGAUGAGAUUUACUGUCAGAUCUGCAAACAGCUGGUGAACAACAGGAACAGGAGCAGCCGUAUGCAGGGCUGGACCCUUCUCUCCAUUUGUCUUGGGAUCUUCCCCCCAACCGACCUCUUCAUGAAGUGUUUGGAGAAUUUUGUCCGCAGAGGGCCAGAUGGUUACGGAGCAUAUUGUACCGAGAAGCUGCGCCGUGUAAUAGCCAAUGGACAAAGAAAAGAAUUGCCUUGUUGGAUAGAGCUACAGGUAAAAACAUUGGACUCCAGUUUUUGUUUUGCUGUUAUGGUGUUUGUCUGCAACUUCAUGACAGUAUUUAUUUAUUUAUUGGCCAGAUAUGCACCUGUGACUCUGACGGACGGCCGUACUCUCAGUCUAAAUCUGGAUUCAUCCUCCACGUCAGCUGAAGUCUGUCAAGCUGUGGCAGACAAGAUCGAUCUCAAAGACACCUAUGGAUUCUCUUUGUACAUCGGCUUCAAUGAUAAGAUCUGGAGCCUGGGCAGCUGUGGAAAGCACGUGUUGGAUGUAGUGUCACAGUGCGAGCAGGAGAUGAGAAGGCAGGGCCAGGAGGAGAAGAAAGCCCCCUGGAGACUCUUCAUCCGCAAGGAGCUGUUCAAACCUUGGCAUGACUGCUCAGUGGACCCAGUCAGCACUCAUCUAAUCUACAGGCAAAUCAUCACAGGAAUCAAGUUGGGAGAGUACACCAGUGAGAAGGAGGAUGACUAUGUCCAGCUGGCAGCGAGGCACUAUUACAUCCAGUUUGGUUCUGCAUACAACAAAGAGAGCGUCCAAAGGGUGGUUGAGGAGUGCAUUGCCACCCCCCUUAUUGAGAGCAAAUCGAUGACAAAAUGGAUGCAACUCAUCAGCUCAGAAGUCUUGCAGGGUCCUUAUGUCAAUGGGAGGCAGAGUGCGGAAAGCGUAAAAGGAGAACUGGUCGACAGCAUCCAACAGAAAUGGCCACACUACUUCUCCAGGUUUUAUGAGGUUACAAUGACGGCAGGUCCGCCUUUGUCCAAAAGCAGGUUUGUCGUGGCUGUAAACUGGAGCGGCAUCCUCUUCAUGGAUGAAAGAGAGAAAAGACUCCUUGAGCUUUCCUACCUAGAAAUAAAGGAUGUCCACAUAGUCAGUGAUAGUCACGUCAGUGUCCAGUCUGUGAGUUUGGUUACACUUCAAGAAGAGUUUGUCCUGAAGGCUAGGGAAGCUGCAGAAAUGGCUGCACUUAUAGAAACCAACCUGGAAGGCCUGAGGCAGCGGUCAGUGUAUGCACUAGUUCAACAGGAUGCCAAUGACCCCAGGUUCCUGAUUUGUAAACAAGGUGACCUGCUGCUGGUGGAGAAAGAUGGACCAUAUUCCCCUGAGGAGAACUUGAUCACAGCUACUAACCAGCGGACCAGCAGCACUGGUUCAAUCUAUAAGGAUACAGUGCAGUAUCUGCCCACUCUCACUAGGCCCACUGAAGAAGUGCUGGACCUGCUCAGGCCACGCACAAAGAAGACUUCAACCCAAGAGAACUCCCGACCACCAGAGACAGUGGCUCCUGUCUCUUUGAAAGAGUUUGCACAAGAGAACUUCAGGGCUCCAGGUAAUGUGGGUCGUCAGGGUGCAUUCAAAGGAGUGGGCAAGGAGAAGCUGUGGGCUUGUUCCAAAGAACCUCUCAAACAGCCACUGUUGAAGAGUCUGGUCCGCAACUCUGACCUCAGCUAUUUAGCCUGCAAUGCCUACAUUGCUAUCCUGAAGUACAUGGGCGACUACCCCAUUAAAAACAUUCGCAGUCCUGUAGAGCUGACUGACCAGAUCUUUGGUCCAGCCACCCAGCAUAAAGCUCUGCAGGAUGAGAUCUACUGCCAGAUUAUGAGACAGAUGACCAGCAACAACAACAGGUUGAGUAUGGAGCGUGGGUGGCAGCUGAUGUGGCUGUGUUCAGGCCUGUUCCCGCCCAGUUCCAACUUGAUGAGACACACUCGGCACUUCCUGGAGUCACGGCCCAGGGACCCGCUGGCUGCCGUGUGCCUACAGAAGCUGCAGGAGAUGUGCAGUAAGGAGCCCCGGAUGUUUCCUCCCCAUGUGGUCGAAGUGGAUGCCAUCCAACAGAACAGCACCCAGAUCUUUCAUAAAGUCCACUUCCCAAAUGACACAGAUGAUAUAUUCGAGGUGACAUCAACGACCACAAUCAAAGACCUGUGUUGCAGCAUCGCCUCUCAACUCAAACUGAGCUUUGCUGAUGGAUAUGGCCUGUACCUGAAAACACCUAACAAGGUCAUGAGCUUGGAUGAGCAGAAAUAUUUCUUUGACAGUUUACGGCAGACGUCAGACUUCCCUAAGAAAGCGAAAAGAGUGAAAGAAGGCAACCAGGCCAACAUGCCCUACCUGGUGAUCUUUAAGAGGAAGCUCUGGUUCAAUAUGACCCCAGGAAAAGACCAGGUCGCAGACCUCAUCUUCCAUUUCCCACAGGAGCUGCCGAAGUACCUGCGGGGAUACCACAAUUGCACCAAAGAGGACUUGAUCAUCUUGGGUGGACUGCUGUUCAGAGUCAAAGUAGAUUCAGACAGGUCACAGUUUGUCAUGAUUCCCAGAAUGCUGAGGGAGCUGGUUCCUACUGACCAGAUAAAAAUCAUGUCAUCAGAAGAAUGGAAGAAGCACAUCAUCUCGUCCUACAACAAGCAGAGUGGUAUCACAGUGCAGGAGGCCAAAACUGCCUUCCUGAAGGCCAUUUCAAGUUGGCCGACCUUUGGCUGCACCUUCUUUGAAGUUAAACAAACGUAUGAGUCUAGCUACCCAAACAGAGUUUUGAUUGCCAUCAGCAAAAAUGGUGUCAGCCUAAUAGACCCAGCAACAAAGGAAGUGCUUGUCAUGCACCUAUUCAAAAACAUCAUGGAGUACCACAGCCAUGGCAGCUUCUUCCAGAUGACCAUCAGAACCCCACUGAGGGGAAACAGCUUUGUCUGUGAAACCUCACAGGCUCAAACAAUAGAGGAUCUGAUUAGGUCAUACGUCGUCAUGUAUGAGAGGCAGAGGGAGCUGUCUCAACCAAGGAACCACAUGUUCUCCAGAGGCCUCAACGACAAUGGAAUUACAGACUCUCUUGCUGGGAUUUCUAUGCACUCUUAAUCUAUAUCUUUAUAUCACUUAAUUUAAAUGACAAAAUUGUCCCUAAUACAGAUUAUCCUACUGAACAAGAUAGCGAUAUUCCCACUUCAGAGUGUAAUAUUUUUAUUUUUCAUUGUCUUGAUCACAGUACUUGACUUGUGUCACUGUGAGAAUGGUUGUGUGUCUACAACACUCACUGAGAUUCGUGUAUAAUAUUAAACAUGUACAACCCUGGGUUGUUCAUCUUCAGAUAUUUAACAGUGAUUUACUGACAAGUAUCAUAGGCCAAAUAUCAUUUUCCCAUUUUACUUGCAUUUAUUCAUUAAACUUACAAACAGCAGAUAGGGCAAUAAUAAAAUGGUUACACUUCACAUUACAUAAUAAUGAUAAGUAAGCCUUUGGGCUAAAAGAUACCAGAUGUGUUGCAGAAAAAUACUCAAACUAGACAAUUUAUGAUUUUACCUGAAGGUAAAAUCCUGUAUGAAGAAAUAUUCUGUCCUCAGCUCCAAUCAACUCUACAACUUUAUUGUAACUGUAUAAACAUUUGUGAUUUUAUUAUUCUAAACAACUGUGAAAAUGUCUUAGUUGAAGCAUUUUUCACUGAGAAAGUUAGUCCUGAAGCCUGGAAGACAAAAUAGAUCAGUACUAUCUUAACUAAUGCUUGUUAUGUUUAUCUUAUGGUCCUUAAAGGAAGUUUCUUCUACAUAUGUUGAUACCACUGACUGUAUGAAACAUGGACGUCAUAACAGCUCCCAGAAGUGGAUGGGACAUGAGCCAAAUUAAAAGUACAAAUCCGAUGCAUUUUUCCCAGAGGUCACUUCUGUGG
Molecule: messenger RNA, 7423 nt
Organism: Monopterus albus (swamp eel)
Lineage: Eukaryota; Metazoa; Chordata; Actinopteri; Synbranchiformes; Synbranchidae
Product: unconventional myosin-VIIb-like
Exons: 48
Coding region: 1-6618 (2205 amino acids)
Cellular component (GO): myosin complex; cytoskeleton
Molecular function (GO): ATP binding; cytoskeletal motor activity; protein binding
Source: RefSeq, a predicted model, not a curated record